AUGUUGCAGGCUUUGGGAGGACCUGUGCCUCCAAACACUGACCAUGCCGUCAGUGUAUCGCUUCCAUCAUGGAGGGAAAGCAUCGGCUACGAAGAAGGAGAAGCUUGGGUGAUAGACAAGAUGCAAUGCGGUUAUCCCCGAUUCUUCGUCCAUCCUAUUAUUCAAAAGCUCGCGCAGGAGAUUGUUCGCCGAGUCGGUGACCCCAACCUCGAAUCUGCAACCCUAUUCGCCUCAGUCAAGUCAGCGCGCAUCUGUCACUCUUUUUUGCUUAGCAAAAUCCCUGCAGAUCAGGCAUACAAAGUACGGAUUGUCAACUUCGUCCCAUCCCCGCAUACCGAAUCCGGAUCGACAGUGACAUCUUCCUUGUCGUGUGUCAUUUACCCAAAAGAAUACGCCUCCAUUACCAAGCAGGUAUGGCAACACUCGGGCAAUGGCAUCUCCAGUCGACGAGGUGAGUUCUGCCUUGGAGCAUUGGAGGACGGGUUCUUGGUGGAAGACAAGGGCCUUGCGACUGCGGAGUCAGUCUCCCAGCGUCCUUGUAAGGGACCCCGCAGAUACCAAGGUAUCAGUAAAGGGAGAAAGGGCUCUGUUGGAGAAUCUCCUCCCGAAUCAAACACCGAAGACGGCGGCCGAGACUAUGGUCAGUUUAUUGAGGAGCGGUUUGGCCGAAAUCUGAGCACUUCUCUCGCCAACCAGGCCAAGCUGGCUGUUCGCAAACGUAUUGCGGGUGUCUUGACUGCCAAUGCUGAACUGCCAGAAGCCUUAAAGACAGCUUCAUCAGAAGGCCGAGUCGCCGGUAUCUCCGAGGAGGAUGUCUAUCUUUACCCUGCGGGUAUGAGCGCUAUCUUCAACGCUCAUCAGACCUUACUGGCUACUAGAGGCGAAUUGCCCUCAAUUUGUUUCGGGUUCCCUUACACGGAUACAUUGAAGAUUCUCCAAAAGUGGGGACCAGGCUGCGUCUUCUAUGGUCACGGCUCGUCGGAAGAUCUGGAUGAUCUGGAAUCUCGACUGAAGGCUGGUGAGCGUUUCCUUGGGCUUUUCACCGAAGUACCAGGUAACCCUCUUCUCAAAACACCGGACCUCAAACGGAUUCGCGCUUUGGCAGACCAAUAUGGCUUUGCGGUGGUGGUCGACGAAACUAUCAGCAACUUUAUAAACAUCAACGUUUUGCACUUGGCCGACAUCGUUGUCAGCAGCUUGACCAAGAUUUUCAGCGGAGAUAGCAACGUCAUGGGAGGAAGUGCUGUGCUCAACCCUCAAGCGCCGUAUUAUGCGGCCAUCAAGGAGACAUAUAACCAGGACUACGAAGAUAUCUACUGGGCUGAGGAUGUCGUGUUCCUGGAGAGAAACAGCCGUGAUUUUAUUGCUCGCAUUGAACAGAUCAAUGCUACCACUGAGGACAUUACAGCGAUGCUGAAGGAGUCCCCCCUAGUGAAAGAUGUUUACUACCCGAAAUACAGCCCCUCGAAACCACUAUAUGAUAGUCUCCGCAAUGCCAAUGGUGGUUAUGGUGGUCUCUUCUCUGUGACAUUCCACACCACAGCCGAGGCGAUUGCCUUUUUUGACACCAUCGAGGUUUUCAAGGGACCCAGCCUUGGGACCAAUUUUACAUUGAGCUCUCCAUACGUCCUCCUGGCCCAUUACGGCGAAUUAGAUUGGGCGAGAACCUUCGAUGUCGAUCCGGAUCUAGUGAGAAUCAGUGUUGGAUUAGAAGAUGCAGCCGACCUGCGCGCCCGGGUACAACGGGCCUUGGACGCAGUGCAAAAAGUUGGGCAGGCAAGUGUAUAG
Molecule: messenger RNA, 1788 nt
Organism: Penicillium roqueforti
Lineage: Eukaryota; Fungi; Ascomycota; Eurotiomycetes; Eurotiales; Aspergillaceae
Product: cystathionine gamma-synthase
Exons: 5
Coding region: 1-1788 (595 amino acids)
Biological process (GO): transsulfuration
Molecular function (GO): pyridoxal phosphate binding; cystathionine gamma-synthase activity
Source: RefSeq, a predicted model, not a curated record